GAAGAAGAGACAGAACGGAAGCGCCUUACGUUCACGUGCACGCUCUACUAGGAAUUGUUUUAAGGCUUGCGCGCGCUGUUCCCAGUAGUUCGAGAAGCUAGUGAUAUUUCGAUAAAGCAAAAACUAGCGAAAAUGUCGAGCACCAGACUCGGAGCGUUUCGGAGUUUUUUAACGGAGAAAUUCAUGAACUUGGCUGUGGAGUUAUUUGAAGAAGUGGAAACUAUUGUGGAGACGUACUACGAGGAAAACAAGCGUCAGAGGACCAUACUACAGAUGGCUCUGAAUCCACAGAUACAGUUAUCAAAGAUAGAUAUUGGUCAACACACUGGAGCCACACCUAAUGUCAAAAAGCAGCCACCACAGCUGAACACAUUGGUGCAACCAACAAGAGCAGAACCACUUCCAAAAAAACAUAAAGAGGAACAAAUUGAAAGUGACAAAAACUCCAAAGCCGAUGACUUGUUGACAACUUGUGUGCAAAGUGACCCAGGAGAAGAAGAGAACAUAAAUAUGCCCUACAUCGUUAACUCCUUCCACAUUCCAGCGGAGGACCCCAAACCUGAUUUUACAGCCAGUCAUUCAGGUGAUGAAGAAGUAAUUUAUGGACACAAGGACAUCUUAACAGACUGCAAUGUAAAAAAUGUAGAUGUUGUUGUAGAAAGUUUAUCUCUGUGUCAGAGUGAAGGGGGAACAACUGAAUGUGGUGAACCUCAAAACAGUCUUAUUUCGGAAAAGACCAAGUCGAAGCAUCUUUCUACCAAACGGACACCAACAAAACCCUGCCUGCAGGAAACCAAACUUGAAUUACCAAGUGGUGUUGGUGAAUCUCCUCAGACGUUUAAUGAUGCUCGGGUCACACUGCGCCCAAUUGUUCAGUUAAAAAGUCUGUGCCAUCGUUCUCCACAUGGGCAUUGUAAUGAUAUUGGUCAACACACUGGAGCCACACCUAAUGUCAAAAAGCAGCCACCACAGCUGAAAACAUUGGUGCAACCAACGAGAGCAGAACCGCUUCCAAAAAAACAUAAGGAGGAACAAAUUGAAAGUGACAAAAACUCCAAAGCCGAUGACUUGUUGACAACUUGUGUGCAAAGUGACCCAGGAGAAGAAGAGAACAUAAAUAUGCCCUACAUCGUUAACUCCUUCCACAUUCCAGCGGAGGACCCCAAACCUGAUUUUACAGCCAGUCAUUCAGGUGAUGAAGAAGUAAUUUAUGGACACAAGGACAUCUUAACAGACUGCAAUGUAAAAAAUGUAGACGUUGUUGUAGAAAGUUUAUCUCUGUGUCAGAGUGAAGGGGGAACAACUGAAUGUGGUGAACCUCAAAACAGUCUUAUUUCGGAAAAGACCAAGUCGAAGCAUCUUUCUACCAAACGGACACCAACAAAACCCUGCCUACAGGAAACCAAACUUGAAUUACCAAGUGGUGUUGGUGAAUCUCCUCAGACGUUUAAUGAUGCUCGGGUCACACUGCGCCCAAUUGUUCACUUAAAAAGUCUGUGCCAUCGUUCUCCACAUGGGCAUUGUAAUUCUAGAAGGCUCAUUCAGGUCAAGUACAAGCAACGGCAAAGGUAUGUGACGCUGGAUGAUACUGGAGAAAGGUUGGACUUUCUGCAGUUCCAUAAAAAAGUCAUUGAAAGGUUUUCCCUGCCACCAGAAGCAGACAUUGUAUACAAGGACUCAACAGGGACACAAAUCAAUGAAGAAAUCUUCAGUGAUCGUGUAAGACAAGGCUACAUGCUGUUGUCUGUUUUUUUAAAUAAUGAUCUCUCUGACACCUUGAACAUUACAACGUCUGAAUCAAGUCACAGCAGGUCAACUUUAACCCUGGAUGAGAUCCCGAACAAGCGACAAAGAUUAAACGAUCCAUCUUUUGCAAUGCUUGCAAGACAGUUGGUUGAGGGUGUGCUGAAAAUUAAGUCUGGGGGUGAAGAGAUACUACAGGAGUAUCACGCUACAGACACUCUUACAAAUGCCACAAGAAGAAAGAUGGUUAACAUACUGGUGGCUCACAUGACUGAUAUCCAUGGGCUUAUUCCUUCUAAAUCAACCAAAGAAAUGUAUGCUCUUGGGAUAGUGACGCUGUUCCCCUCCCUCAAGGAUCCAAAUUCCAUAAAAGGUUAUGAAUACUUCUAUGAUGCCACAAGGAACACAGGAUGCAUCACCUUGCGUCUGAAAACAGUCAACAGGAAGCGUCGUCAAAGCUCUGCUCUCCAUCAAACAGUUUUGCCAUCAAACAGUUCCUGCAAUGUCCCAGAAUGCCAGAGGGACACUAAUUUAAAAGGACAACUCAAUUGGGAUGCUUGCAUUGAGGCCAUUUCUUUGCUCAAACAAACAACAGAGUCUCUGAUCUUUCAAAAGAUGAACGAGACAUUUCAGCAUCGACGGAAGCUUGUUGGUGAAUCAGACAGAACUGCUGAUAUCUUCUCCAUCUUCCCAAGAUUCCUAAAUGUAAAAGGAUUGGUGGAUCAAGAUUUCACUCUCCUAUUUGGUGAUGAGACAUCCUCCAUGUUCCUUGAGAAAUGGGACAUGUUCUUCAGGCCUAAUGUCAUAAAGCAGGCUAAGACACUCACUUCCACACCAGAGUUGAGGCAAUUGCUACUAAUAGCAGAAGGCCCCCCUGGAAGUGAUCUUGUUGGUACUAGAACCAGCGACCAACAAAUGUCCUCCCUUUUGUUAUUGUUGCAUCUUCUUCCUCCACCACCAGGAAAGUCACAAAUAAGUGCAUGCGAUGCAGCUCAAAGACUUGUCGUCUUUCACAAGAAAAUUCAGGAUUUCAAGGAGAAGGUCAACAGCCAGACACGUCAGUAUCCGUACCUGGUUGCUGUUGGAUUUGUUAGGAGUAAGAUCGACAGCUUCUACAUUGCCGUGGACAAGCAUCUCAUCCCUUGUCAGACCAACGAAUUCCUUGUAGCAUUCGAUGAACUGUUCAAGGCUCACUUUGUGUUUAAUUUGCCUUACGAUGCUGCACUUGUGAACUUUUACACCUUCCUACAGACAACAGUGUACAAAAUUGACUGCCCAGAGGCAGCCAGACACCAGACAGAAGCUUUAACAUAAGCAUUCUACUGCUUAGACACGCUAAUCUGUUUUGUCAGAAAAGACAUCCCACCAGUCAGCAGUUUAUUUCGCAUUUAAGAGUUCAACAUGGUGACUACCCUUGACCUAACUGCAAAUUAAUAUGUUCUCAGCACGGUUGUAGUCUUGCUCGCAACAUUCUUAUUGGUCACACUUCAGUUGGAUGUUCCUCCACUGAAUUAGUUGCAACAUCAUUAACAUGCCCUUAUUCUGGAAGAUCAGAAUAAUCCCCGGGAUCUGUCCACUUUUUCCACUGCUUCCUCUAAGAAUGGUGUCACUGUUUUUUUUAAGAUCUAACCACCAAAGACUCGUUUGCACCCAUUGAACACUUUAGCCUGAUGUCUUUUAAUGCUUCAAAUAAUAACCAUAGUAUUUUCACCUUCUCUCUUGGCAUGAUGGGUCAUUUGAAGCGUUUGGUUGUUGACCACAUUAUUUAGGUGUAAAGAAAAUGUGUGGAGUAUGAGGUUUGAAUGUUUGAAUGGCCAUGUGGUUUAAAGAUUAUUUUUGAAAGGUUUUUGUAAACCUAAAGACAUUUGCAAAUAAUCAUCAGAUGUUCAUUGCACAUCGCUACAUACAUAAUGAGAACAGGCCAAUAAAAGAGGUGCUUUGUUAUGACCUUUAACAGCAGGUGAAUGUAUUACCUAAAUGAUGGUUGGUCGAUGUGUAUUUAUAAUAAUAAUAUUACUAAUAAUA
Messenger RNA from Betta splendens (Siamese fighting fish), 3768 nucleotides. RefSeq lists its product as uncharacterized. The transcript has 16 exons. Lineage: Eukaryota; Metazoa; Chordata; Actinopteri; Anabantiformes; Osphronemidae. The record is from RefSeq and is a predicted model, not a curated record. Bases 133 to 3057 code for a protein of 974 amino acids.